Pantherophis guttatus is the source of this 1749-nucleotide messenger RNA. The record is from RefSeq and is a predicted model, not a curated record. NCBI's taxonomy places the organism in Eukaryota, Metazoa, Chordata, Lepidosauria, Squamata, Colubridae.
UCAAUCUUGCCCAGUGCCAAUGGAUCGUAAUGCCAAACUAGGGAAAUCCCCGAGUGUCCCACUCUGAUUUUGCUGCUGACCCCUUGGGAGGAAGGGAACAGAAUAACAGAGUUGGAAAGGACCUUGAAGAUCCUCUAGUCCAACCACCUGCACAAGCAGGAGGCACUAUCUCAUUUCAGACAAAUGGCUGCCAGUCUCUUCUUAAAAGCCUCCAUUGUUGGAGCACCCACAACUUCUGGAGGGGAGCCAUUCCACUGGUUAAUUGUUCUCAUGGUCAAGAAAUUCCUCCUUAGUUCUAGGCUGGAUUUCUAUUUUAUUAGUUUCCAUCCGUUGCGUCUUGUCCUGCCUUCAGCCUUGCCAGAGGGCAGCGUUCUCCCUGGGGCAGCAGCAUUGCACCCCUCGCCCUUUGCCAUCCCUCGCACCUCCAGCAUCGCCAAGGGCAAGAGGCCCUCCGUCUCCUUUGCAGAAGGGACCCACUUUGGCCCUCAGAGCCCCAGGGCCCCCCCUGAGGCCCUCAACCCCGCCUGGAAGCCAACAGCCUCUGAGAGCUCAGUCCAAGGAGCUCCUCCUCUGCAGGUCAACCGCCCCACGGGGGCCUCAUGCCACUCCCUGGGCAGAAGCUGCUACGAGAAUGUGGCACCAGCUGCCUGGGAGGACAGUGGCUGGGCCCCUGCAGGUCACCAUCCCAGCAGCCACAGGAGCUGGGCUGGCGGCUCCCAGCACCUGGUGCAGAGAGCGGAGCCUUCGGAGGCAGACCCUGUGGAAACUUGCGUCCAUGAGCCCAGCAUCACCACCAUUUACGUGACCGUGGGCCAAGCCAGAAGGGGCAGCGAAGACCCCCCUCCGGCUGCCCAACGGCAUCAGGAGAGUGGGCAGGAGGAGGCUGCCUGGCCAACAAGUCUGCAGAAGCUGCCUUGGAAGGCGCUGGAUGCUGCAAAGGGCACCUCAAGGAAGAUGGCACCAGAGGAGCCCAGCAUGGCUGAAGAUCAAGGCCUGCUGGCUCCUGACGAGCCGAUGGAGGGUGGAGGGAGCAGCGGCAGCCUAGAGGCAUGACCCCCCCCCGGAGGGGCACAGCCAGCGAAGCAAACAUGCCCUGCCUCUGGGUUUGCCCCAGGAGCCCAGCUGUGUCCAGCACUCUCCCACAAACAAGGUGGGGGAGCAAAGCUUCAAGGGGUCCUGUGUGGAGGAAGCCAAUCCUGCCUUUCCCUAGAAGGGAUUGGGCCCCUAACCUUCAGUCCUUUGGGAGAUUUCCCUCACCGCUGGAAACGCUGAACCUGGAGCCUGCCUGUGGUUGCCUGAUGUCCCACGGAGCCCUUCCUUUCUCUUCCGCUCAGAAAAGUCUGUAGCAAUAGUCUUGCAUCUGGACAGGUGCUGCUUUGGGUAUCUCUCAGUCGCUGCAUUGCCCUGAUAAGGCAAUUGGCCUGGAAUUGCGGGCACCUGCCACCCCUGCUACCAACAGUUGGGCUCUUUUUCUUGUGGAUACCCAGCCUUGAAAGGGUCUGGGGAGCUGCCAGUGGUGACCAGCAGGGGGCGGUCUUGGACAGAAGCUGUAUCUGUAGAGGCUGAAGGGGCAGUCAUGCCCCAAAACCUCCCUGGCACCCUUGAGCAGAAACGCUUGGCAAGCCGAGACCUGGAAGAGCCAGUGGCCACCUAAACAAAACAUUUAUCAAAAGGAUGAACGAGAGUUAAGACUGUAUUAACUAUGGACUCAAUCUGAAUUGGGAUUAAAAUUAUUCUAGCUUUACUAAA